This is a messenger RNA of Closterium sp. Naga37s-1, 321 nucleotides long. The record is from the annotation of a GenBank genome assembly. NCBI's taxonomy places the organism in Eukaryota, Viridiplantae, Streptophyta, Zygnematophyceae, Desmidiales, Closteriaceae.
AUGGCAAGGCAUGGACGGGCGAGUGAGUGGGAGGAGGAGCGCAUUGGGAAUGAUUGUGCUCGUGCUGCUCCCUGUCUGUCUACCCCUCAUCCUUCCCCCAGAGAGUGCAGUGACGGAGGUGGCAAGGAUGCUGGUGGAGCGAGUGCGGUGACGGAGAUGGCAAGGAUGCUGGUGGAGCGAUACGACAAGACGUGGACGGGCGAGGGCGCAGAGGAGAAGAGUGCGGUGACGGAGGUGGCAAGGAUACUGGUGGAGCGAUACGGCAAGACGUGGACGGGCGAAGGCGCGGAGGAUCGAAUUGGCAAGCACGUGUCUGUCCAU